AUGAACUGGACUGAAGCUCAGACCUACUGCAGAAAGACAUACACAGACCUGGCCACCAUUGAAAACUCUGAAGAAGUGAAUCAACUUAAUAAAACAGUUUCAGCUUCUGGAACACAGCAGGAUCCUGAAUUUGUUUAUGUGAAUAAAUCAAUGAAUUGGUCCAGUGCUCAGAGGUACUGCAGGGAGAACUUCACUGACCUGGCCACUGUGAGGAAUGAUGCUGAGAACCAGGAGAUCGGGAACUUGAUAAGUGAAAACUUGGCAUGGAUUGAGUUCAGGAAGUUGGACAUUUCUUCCCUGUGA
Molecule: messenger RNA, 303 nt
Organism: Micropterus dolomieu (smallmouth bass)
Lineage: Eukaryota; Metazoa; Chordata; Actinopteri; Centrarchiformes; Centrarchidae
Product: L-selectin-like
Exons: 3
Coding region: 1-303 (100 amino acids)
Source: RefSeq, a predicted model, not a curated record